This is a messenger RNA of Choloepus didactylus (southern two-toed sloth), 1114 nucleotides long. RefSeq names its product glycine cleavage system H protein, mitochondrial. The transcript has a single exon. Gene Ontology annotation, cellular component: mitochondrion; glycine cleavage complex; cytoplasm. Lineage: Eukaryota; Metazoa; Chordata; Mammalia; Pilosa; Megalonychidae. Bases 13 to 534 code for a protein of 173 amino acids. Gene Ontology annotation, biological process: protein lipoylation; glycine decarboxylation via glycine cleavage system. The record is from RefSeq and is a predicted model, not a curated record.
ACCCCUGCGAACAUGGCGCUGCGCGCGGCACGGAGUGUGCGGAUCGUCGUCUGCAGCCUGCGCGCGGCCUCGGCGCCCGCCACGUCCUGCCCGCGGCGGCCCUGGGGGCUGGGGACUGGCGCUGUUCGGACGCUGCGCACCGGCCCCGCUCUGCUCUCGGUGCGGAAAUUCACAGACAAACAUGAAUGGAUAACAACAGAAAAUGGUAUUGGAACAGUGGGAAUCAGCAAUUUUGCACAGGAAGCUUUGGGAGAUGUUGUUUACUGUAGUCUUCCCGAGGUUGGGACAAAAUUGAACAAACAAGAGGAGUUUGGUGCUUUGGAAAGUGUGAAAGCUGCUAGUGAACUGUAUUCUCCUCUGUCAGGAGAAGUAACAGAAAUUAAUGAAGCUCUUGCAGAGAAUCCAGGACUUGUCAACAAAUCUUGUUAUGAAGAUGGUUGGCUGAUCAAGAUGACACUGAGUAAUCCUUCAGAACUUGAUGAACUAAUGAGUGAAGAAGCAUAUGAGAAAUAUAUAAAAUCUAUUGAAGAGUGAAAAUGGAACCCCUAAAUAAACUAGUCUGAAACAGUAUAAUCCAGCAAUAUUUUAAAUUACUGGUGGAUAAAAAUUUAUAAUAGCAACUUUUAGCAAUACCAUAGGAAAACAGAAACUACUUGUUCCAACUAUGCUAUUGAAAGAAAAUACCCCUUAACUUUCUAAUGAUAGCAGGUAAACACAAUUUGCGUCUUUUUCAUAUCACCCAGUGAUUUAGACCAGGAUCUAGUUAUUAUUUUCAGAAUCCAUGAAAUUGUCAGAAGUAAAACUACCUGUAAAAAUUAUGUAAUUCAGUUAAGAUUGUUAUCGUAAGCCUUACAUAAUAUUGUAACUUGCUUACUUGAGUCCCUGGAUUUGGGUCAAAAUGCUUAAUGAUAUAUUCACUGGAAAUAACUGGGAAUAGACUUAAGUUUUUGUUAGUUGUACAGUGUCAGGUGAGAAACAGUAGUAUCGUAACUUCCCAGUAUACCACAUUUGCUGGUGCUAUUUUCAUACAAUGAAGCAACAGCCUUAGAGCAAAACAAGACACCCUUUAAUAACAAUAAAACAUUCAACUUCUCCAUUAAAAAAAAAAAAAAAA